CGUAAGAGCAGCAUGUUGCGCACUUCUGAAAGUCUUGAACGUUUAUAGCUGCUGUGCAUGCAAUUGUACACAACAUUUUUAUACGUUUUUUCCUGGCUGAAGUUGAAUCUUAUCCUAUGGUUGUCAGGUUGUGCAAGCAAUAUAUUGAUCCAGGACAACAACUAUUCCACAAUAGGACAAGAAGAUCUGGACCAAUAGCUCAACAUUGCCAGCAAUUGGAUGUUUUAUUGAUACUGGACAGAAUGUCAACAUAUUUCACUUUGUGGGUGUUUUUUGGCAUACUGUCCCCCCUUCUGCUGGCUGCGGUGGCAGCUAAUUGUUCAGAGAGGGAAGGGUUGGUGAAACUGCUGCCCAGGAGACCCUUAACAAACUGUUUGAUCGAGUGCACUGAGAUGACCUACCAUAAGAAAAUUCAACUUCAGGACAACCAUAACAUACGGCUCUCAUAUUGCACAGAAGGAGACCCCGGGGAAUACUGUUGGUCUACGGAGCUCAAGUGCAACAUUGGAGAAAGCUUGGUGCAGGCCUACGUGGUGUUGCCUGUGGAUGUAUCUGUAGCUGGACAUGAGAUGCUGGAAGUGAAAGCCACUGUCCCCUCUGCCACCACACUGCUCAGACACAACAGCCCCACCACAAUCGCAGACGACUGUGGCCUCCAAUACGACGUGACGCCACAAUUCAGUACCGAGAACACGGGGAACUCUUUCUGCGUACAGGUUGUUUCCCCGGUUGUUUCCCCGGUUGUUGUUCUCGAAUGUCUUCCUUUUCUGGUCACCUUCUGGGAGAGAAAACCAAAUCAGAUCAACCAAGGAGGUGAUGGAUAAAAUACCCAUAUAUUUUACUAAAGUAAAAUAACUAAUGCAUACUGUACAUAUACUCAGUCCUGCAUUGAGCAUGUUACUUAAUUAAAAGUGCGUAGGCAUAGUAACUAAAAUGUACUUCCAGUAUUACAAUUUGAUAUCAUUGUAUUGUUAUCAUCUCAUUCAUUAAUGUGUAACCAUCACUUUUGUAAUUUUUUUAUUUUGAGCUAUUUUAUUUAAGGUUGCAACUGUUGAUUAUUUUCAUUUUGGAUUAACCCUUAUGUUGUGUUCGGGUCUCCCGUGACCCGUUUCAAGUUAAAAUGAUAUAAUAACUACGCUUUAGUUUUUUUUAUUGGAACGAGGCUUCAUGAUUUCAAACCUUUAUUUAACCAGGUGGUCCCAUUGAGAUCAUUGAUCUCUUUUUCAAGGGAGACCUGCAGAUGAUAUCCUCCACAACAGCUAUAUAAACACUACAAAACAGAUGUUGACAAUUUUAGCCAAGUCUGAAGGUCUAUAAUUUGGUGUUCGGGUCUGGGAAGACACAGCAGAAUUGUUGUGGGUGACUCGGGGGCAAAUUUGGCCCAAUCAAGAUUCAUCUUUCACUUUAGACACCCCAGCCCCACCCCCUUCAUCCACUGUAACAAUAGUUAUUUCACAACAUGCACCUGGUUGCCCAUCCCUCCCCCCCACGGAAACUCGACCUUUCACAAAGAAUAUGUACACUAACACUUGAACCUGAACACACACAUGCACGUGUGCAAUAUGUGGUGUAAUGUGUUUUGGGGCCAUAAAAGAAAAUUACAACAGGAUUGUACGGUUAUGAAUGCAUUAUAAGUUAGUUAUGAUGUAGUUAAAACAAUAUUGGAUGAUAGUCAUUAUUUUGGAGUGUUUUGGACUGAGAUAAAUCAUGGGUUAAAAUUGACCCGCAAACACCAUGAACGGUAACAGCUUUCAAACACAACACAACGGUUAAGCUCAUGAUUAUUUUCUAUAUUCAUUGAUUGAUUGUUUGGUUUUACAACCUCACAACUAUUGGACAAAGGCAUAGAAAAGCAAAACAAGCUUUUUUUGUGUGUUAAAUGACAGACAACCAACAAAGUUGUUUCCAAUUAAUCUGUUGUCAAUUGUUUUAGAUAUAAUUUAGAUGUCAUAUUGUAUAAGAUCUUAUUAUGUUUUGUAUGCAAACAUCUUUAUUUGUAAAAUAACUAGUAACUAGUAGGUGUCAAAUAAAUGUAUAGGACUAAUAAGUACAAUAUUUCCCUCUGAAAUGUAGUUGAGUAGAAGUAAAAGGAUAAUUAAAUGAACAGUC
Messenger RNA from Trematomus bernacchii (emerald rockcod), 2109 nucleotides. It is a transcript of the gene gsdf, whose product is annotated as gonadal somatic cell derived factor. Bases 117 to 824 code for a protein of 235 amino acids. The record is from RefSeq and is a predicted model, not a curated record. Lineage: Eukaryota; Metazoa; Chordata; Actinopteri; Perciformes; Nototheniidae. The transcript is spliced from 2 exons.